Molecule: messenger RNA, 1086 nt
Organism: Phragmites australis (common reed)
Lineage: Eukaryota; Viridiplantae; Streptophyta; Magnoliopsida; Poales; Poaceae
Product: probable peroxygenase 5
Exons: 6
Coding region: 194-823 (209 amino acids)
Molecular function (GO): monooxygenase activity; calcium ion binding
Source: RefSeq, a predicted model, not a curated record
CCCCACGCACGGAUCGCACCCACAAGCCACGAGCCCCCAUCGCAAACUGCAGUAUUCUUUCCCCUCUGCUACUCGCCACCAGCGCGUCUUCUCUGCGACAUUCCUUUCUCUCUCUCAAAGGCUCCAACUUCCCCUUCCCUUCUCUCUCUACACUCUACAACUUUUUCGCUCCUCGGCGUCGUCGAUCUCCUCCAUGGCCGGCAAACCUGCAGACACCGGGAGCAACGACAAGGACUCGUCCAUGGCGAUGGCGGACGUGUACAGAGGCGAGCUGACGCCGCUGCAGAGGCACGUCGCCUUCUUCGACCGGAAUAAGGACGGCAUCAUCUACCCUUCCGAGACAUACGAAGGGUUCCGCGCCAUCGGGUGCGGCGUCCCUCUGUCCGCCGCCAGCGCCGUCUUCAUCAACGGCUUUCUUGGACCCAAGACGAUACCGGAGAACGAGAAGACGCCACCUUUCAAGUUCCCCAUCUACGUGAAGAAUAUCCACAAGGGCAAGCACGGGAGCGACUCCGGCGUGUACGACGCCCAUGGAAGGUUCGUUCCUGAAAAGUUUGAGGAGAUAUUCAAGAAGCAUGCCCACACCAGGCCCGAUGCCCUAACAGGCAAAGAGCUUCAGGAGAUGCUCCAAGCAAACAGGGAACCUAAAGAUUUCAAAGGACGGCUGGGCGGCUUCACAGAGUGGAAGGUGCUGUACGCCCUCUGCAAAGACAAGGAGGGGUUUCUUCACAAGGAGACCGUCAGGGCAGUCUAUGAUGGCAGCCUGUUUGAAAGGAUGGAGCAAGAGAGGAAGUCUAAGAAGGAGUCUGCAAAGAAGAAAUGAUAACAGAAUCACCCUCUUGUGUGGAAGUAUUUGUAAAUUGCAGUGUGCGUGUGGCUCUAUACAUUAAUACCGGCAGUUUGAUUGAUUACGCGUGUUUGUCAAUUCAUCUUCUUUAACAAGAGCCUCCUUCUAAAGAUAUUGCAAGUAUUUGCGGAUUAUGGUGGCUGAAUGUAUUAGUAGUUGUGGAUUGUGACAGCUGCCAAUAUUUCGAACUUAGCCGAUUUUAUAUUAGAAGAAAAGAGUUGAUUUAGUUUACGAGGAAA